Notodromas monacha is the source of this 1151-nucleotide messenger RNA. The record is from the annotation of a GenBank genome assembly. NCBI's taxonomy places the organism in Eukaryota, Metazoa, Arthropoda, Ostracoda, Podocopida, Cyprididae.
UAUGUGGAAUUCGCAGUCUGUGCCUUACUAGUCACGAAUGUUUUGGGAAGAAUCUUCUAGCGAGUUUUCCGGUGGCGGAAGCACUGAAUUAAGCCUCGAAGCCAGGUAUGCCCGGACUAAAGCAGUGCUAGAAAAAUAUGUCAGUGACGACAAAUUCCGAAAGUGUCGUAACGCCGCCGUUUUGGAGGAAGUUAGGCGCCUGAGAGAAGAACUCGAGAACUGGAACUUUUAUCCAAAGAAAGACGGAUUGGAACAAAUAUCGAAGGUGUCUCCGACAUGUGUUAAUUCAGGCACUAGCACGGACGAUUUUCCUGCUCUAGUUGAUGCAGGGGCGCAAACUCAACAAAGCAACUGGCUGGAAUGUGACGAUCGAUUGGUUGAGGAAGAAUGCUUCCCCAUUACCCGCCGAGAGAGCAUUUUUUCCUCAGCGGUAGUUGUUCCGUCUGAUGCCCCUACGCAAAAUGAAAAUAUUGGUUUCCAUCAAGUCCCUGAUCUCAACCCUGCAGUUCCGAAUUUAGAGUCAGAAGUGCGAACAGAUGAAGACGUCCAUGAUGUGGAUAUGCAUGAAGUAGAUGAAGUUGAAACUAUUAUCGCCGUUGAUAUUGGGGCAGGAAAAAAUCAGCCAGAAAGUCAUAUGAUCACUCCUCCAACAAAUGAAAAUACUAUCCACACUGAAAAUUCACAACAUAAAGCGCCAGUCGUGAUUGACUCAUCCACAGGAGACGAUGAUAGUUUUUUUGAAGAGGGUGCAAAGUCAGUGAAUGCUGCGUAUUUGAAACUCCUCGGAGCCGGAAUGAAAAGACAAAAAGCCGACGAUGUCGAUAGUCUCGACGAUGACUUGGAACGACGAGUUUCGGCUGAGGUUGUACAAAAAUCGUCCACUGGAUCUAUGCCAAAGCUCGGAAGCAUUCUCAAGAAAAUGGGGCAAGAAAGUGACGAUGAAUUCGUUGUUGAAGGAGGAAAAGCAUCCGAUGAUGACGACGAUUUCUAUUGAUACGUUCAUGCUGUUUAUGCAUGUCGUGUGAUCUUGAUUUUGCUUGGAGCAAGAUAUUCAACUAAAUGACGCUGUGUCCACUUUUUUGGGCUGCGCUACUUUUUGAGCGCGGAAUAGAAAAGCUGUAAUAAAAUUCAGCCAUUCGGGUCUUGAAAUA